Molecule: messenger RNA, 1029 nt
Organism: Thyridium curvatum
Lineage: Eukaryota; Fungi; Ascomycota; Sordariomycetes; Thyridiales; Thyridiaceae
Exons: 2
Coding region: 1-1029 (342 amino acids)
Biological process (GO): retrograde vesicle-mediated transport, Golgi to endoplasmic reticulum
Cellular component (GO): SNARE complex; endoplasmic reticulum
Molecular function (GO): SNAP receptor activity
Source: RefSeq, a predicted model, not a curated record
AUGGCUCGAAUUACGAACUCGCCGUUUGCACCCGCGCCUGGUGCUAUCAAGAGGGAUCCGCUGUUAGACCUGAACAGGUUACUAUCCCGCCUUGAACAGAAUAUCCUACACGCAAAUGCCGAACUCGAGCGAAGGCUAAGAAGGGACGAGUACGAACGGACCAAAACGCGAUAUAACAUUGAAACUGCAAGGAAAUGGCUCACGACUCUCGAGCAGGAUGCCCUGGGAGUAAAAGUCCACAGCCGACGACAGGAGCUGCAAGCCGACCUGAACAAGAAGCGGGCGCUCAUCAACGAGCUGUUUGAGCGGGUGGAUGACCUUGAGAAUAUGGGGUGGGAUGAUGGAGAUUCAGACUCGGAGGGAGAAGACCUGCUCGCAGACAUAAUAGAGACGCCGAGCGAAAGCACGGGCAACGAUACAGCGGAGACGGAGGAAGCGGCUGCUGAGGAAGCAACUGAAGCACCGGAGGCGCAAUCAGUAGCAGAUCAACCCCUGUCCGCACAGCCAGCGGCCCAGAAAGAGUCAACGGGAACAGAUUCAAACCGGCACCAAGCCCGGCCAGCAGUGGUGCCCGAGACCGCGCCGUCCCAAACACUACGGGCGCGCGGCAGACCAAACAAGCUAGAGUCUGAACAGGACACAGCGCAGACUACUUCCUCAGACCUCUUUGAAGGGAGGCGCCGCACGUCCAUCUCUGCCGUGGCCACGGAGGAAGCUAUGCUCGACCAUCACAGGCACGAGCAAGAGGCGCUGGCCGAGGACAUCCUGCGCAUGGCCAAAGCGCUGAAGGAGAAGUCCAUGACCACGGCGCGCCUACUAGAGGAGGACAAGGACAUCCUCGACAGGGCAGGAGAGUGCAUGUACGCCAGUGACAGGGGCCUGGAGAGCGCUGGCCGCAAGAUGAGCGCGUUGACGAGGAUGACGGAAGGCAAGGGAUGGCUGGGACGGAUGAUGCUGUACGGCAUGGUGUGGGGCAUGAUGGCUGUGCUGAUACUCAUCUUCCUUUUCUUGCCGAAGCUGCGGUUGUAA